Durusdinium trenchii is the source of this 957-nucleotide messenger RNA. The record is from the annotation of a GenBank genome assembly. Lineage: Eukaryota; Dinophyceae; Suessiales; Symbiodiniaceae.
AUGUCCGGGAAGGAAACGGAGAGAGCUGAGCUCGAGGUCCGUGCAUUUGCCUGGGCAUUCAACACGGCCUCGUUCCAUGACAACAAACUGGAAUCGUGUAUCAAGACCAGGCUGUUGCGCAUCGGACAGGUUGUUGACCAGUCCAUGCCAAUGCAGCCUCCCUUGCGAGAGGCAGGGCUAGACCGACCCGCCGGACCAGCCAUUCUUUUGGAUCUUUCAGACCGGCUUGUGGUUCGAAAGCCGUGCGGCUGGGAAACCCACAAGGCAGAUCGACCAAUUGAUUUCAAGGCUGCCCCAGCAUUGUCAGACUUUCUGUCAACGUAUCAAACGUCGCCAAUCUUUCAAGACAAGAAUCACCAGUUUGGGAUGAUGCACCGGCUGGACGUGCCCAAUUCUGGUCUCGUCCUGGCGGCCAGAUCGUACGCUGCCUAUUAUGAUCUUAUCCUGCAAAUGAACUUGGGCAAGGUUCGCCGCCAUUACAUCGCGCUUUGCCACGGUUGGCUGCCUCGAUCCUACUGUGAGAUCACAGCUCCACUUUUGUGGGACCAAGCAAAUGCCGCACCGAGCCGAAUUUGUCAGUAUGGCAAGCCAGCUCGCAGUUUCCUGGAGGUGCUUUCAUAUUUAGUUGAUGGACAACAGGGCGUCACCUACACUCUUGUGGAAAUUACAAUUCAGACAGGCAGAAGGCAUCAGAUAAGAAGCCACUUGGCCUUCAUGGGUCAUCCUCUUGUAGGCGAUGCCAAAUACGCCAGCGCUGCAACAUUUCAACGCGACCUCCUCCAUCGAAAUUUCUUGCACCGUUUCCUGAUUUCAUUUUUGGACAACGAGAGCCAGCCUGUGGAGGUUUUGGAUGCUUUACCACGUGAUUUGCAGCAUGCACUGGCAAGUCUCGAGGCAAAGGACAAUGAAUCAGCGAGGGGAAUGCAUUGUUGGCUGGACCAGUUCAAGAAGAGUUGA